Acanthosepion pharaonis is the source of this 468-nucleotide messenger RNA. The record is from the annotation of a GenBank genome assembly. NCBI's taxonomy places the organism in Eukaryota, Metazoa, Mollusca, Cephalopoda, Sepiida, Sepiidae.
AUGAUUGUCUGUCUGUUUACAAUUUUCUCUCUCUUUCUCUCUUUUUCUCUCUUCUCUCUAGUUAUCUCUUUCCCCCAUCUCCAUUUUCUCUCUCAAUAUCUUCUUUAUUGUUUCUCUCUCUCUCUGUCUCUCUGUCUCUGUCUCUCUGUCUCUCUCUAUCUCUCUCUCUCUGUCUCUCUCUCUCUCUCUCUCUCUCUCUCUCUGUCUCUCUCUAUCUCUCUCGUUGUCGUUUUUUUCUCUCUUUUCUAUUCUUUACUUUCUUUCUCUCUCUCCGUUUUUUAUCCUCCUUCUCUCUCUCUCUCUUUCGCUGUCUCUGUCUCUCUCUCUUUGUUUUUUCCUCUUUUUCGCCCUCAUUCUCUCUUUCCCACUUCUGCACUUUCAUUGUCACUCUCUCUCUAUCUCUCUCUUUCUCUCACGUUCUCUCUCUCUCUCUUUUCUCUACUUUUCUCGGUCCUUUUUUUAUCUUGA